UCAAAAACCCCGGCAGAGACACCGAGCAGCACAGCCUGCCUGCCACAGAAAGAUUUACAAUCUCUGUGGCGUACCAGUGGGGAACAGGACAGUGUGUGUGCACACACACAGACAAAGCAGGAGGAAGGUGAGUCCAACCCCCAGCAGCAGGGCCAUCCUUCUGCUGCUGGAUUUUUCCAGCCGAAGCAUCUUACCGUCUCUGCUGCAAUUUAUGGAAAUUGAUUUCUGACGUGGGGCUUUUUCUGCUACAGCAGGAACCCACCGGGUGGAGGAGGCAGAGCUGCAGUCAGGGCAGGAGAAGGGAGGGAGGAAAGGAGCUUGGCACAGGGGGAAAGCCAGAAAGAGAGAAGGGCGCCGAGGUACUACAGUGAUGGGGCAGUUAUAGCUGAGACAGAUGAGAGAAGGAGCAAGGGAGAGCAGAGAUCCCGAGUGAGUCACAGGAGGGCAGACAGGCACAGAGAGGGAGCCCAGAGAGCGCUCUGCUAUCCCAAGAAAGACCUGCCCAGCUGGACUCUUCACCAUGAGCACGAGGGAGACCUGCGCCCAGGAAGUGGGGCCAAGGGAUGGGGAGGAAAAGCGGAGCGAAGGCACUCAGAAUCCGGACAGGAGGCAGCGCGAAGUGGAGCUGCGGGAUAAAGCCAUCCUGCAACAGAAGAGGCGCCUGAAACAGGCCACCCAGUUUGUGCACAAGGAUUCUGCUGACCUGCUGCCCCUGGAUGGCUUGAAGAGGCUGGGCACCUCCAAGGAUCUGCAGCCACACAGUGUGGUACAACGGCGCCUCCUGGAGGGGAAUCUGAACAAGCUGCGGGGGGAGAGCAGGGAAUAUACCACAUGGGUUCAAUCCCCACUGGUGAAGGACAAGGAUGACAGGGCAGAAAAGAAAGAGAACGACAGAAGGAAAGAGGCUGUGUCCCUGCUCAUACACUGCAAGUGCCAAGGUCAGGUAUUGAGAGCUGCUGUUAAUACUGGCUGCCAGCAAAACCUCAUCUCCAUGAGCUGUCUGAAACGGCUGGGGCUGGAGGAAGUGUCCGAUGCUGGCAAUGGGGAUCUUUCCCUUCCUGUCCCUAGUGUCAUUGGCCAGGUGGAGUGUGUGGAGGUGCAGCUUGGCCAGGAGACGGUGGUGUGCUCAGCGCUGGUCGUGGAUGAUGAAAUGCUGGAGUUCUGUUUCGGCCUCCAGACUCUGCUGUCUCUCAAGGUAAGGAAUGGGUUUCCUCUCAUCGCAUCUGAACAUAAUGUAGGUGUGGUGGCACGUCUCAAUGAGACCCCAAGCUGGGGCUGCAGGAAGCAUGCGAUACUGAUGGCCAAACUUGCCAGGGUGUUGGCCACCCUGCUUCCUGAUCUCUGA
This is a messenger RNA of Chrysemys picta bellii (western painted turtle), 1345 nucleotides long. It is a transcript of the gene NRIP2, whose product is annotated as nuclear receptor interacting protein 2. The record is from RefSeq and is a predicted model, not a curated record. Gene Ontology annotation, molecular function: aspartic-type endopeptidase activity. Gene Ontology annotation, biological process: proteolysis. NCBI's taxonomy places the organism in Eukaryota, Metazoa, Chordata, Testudines, Emydidae.